Molecule: messenger RNA, 937 nt
Organism: Ornithodoros turicata
Lineage: Eukaryota; Metazoa; Arthropoda; Arachnida; Ixodida; Argasidae
Exons: 9
Coding region: 10-564 (184 amino acids)
Source: RefSeq, a predicted model, not a curated record
CAUCGAGGCAUGGCUUUCCAUCGACGUGCAGAAUAUUUGUUGCUACUCUUCUCCGUUACAUCCUUUGUUUAUCACUGGCUCGUCCUGGGCAUCAUACUGGCCUUCCUGCUUACUUUGAUUGCGGAUCCAGUGAAAUUAGAAGGAGAGGAAUAUUUUGUUCUAUUUUACGGGGACCUGCACCAGUCGAGCUGGUUUCGGCCAGCGAUGCUCUCAUUCUCCGUCUUCUGUUUGGCCUCACAAAUUCUGAGCAUUACAUCCGCAGCGUCUCUUAUAAAAGCUGCUCGCAAGAGGACGUCUAUAAACGGCAGCGUGCUGCUAAUGCUAACGGUGAAUACGUUGGAGGCUGGCUUUGGACUGGUGUCCUUUUUUGUCCCUCCCUUCUUACCGAGAUUUAGUGGCAUUCCAAGAUUGGUGUGGAUCGUGAAAAUAUUUCUUUGGGCCGUCUUUUCAUUUUAUGCUCUACAAUACUCAAAGAAAAAGGAUUUGGCACAUCGGGGAUAUGAAUGUACGAAGAAGGCUACACGACUUCCGUUGUUGAAACGUGCUGGACCCUUAUUCUGUUGAGCAGCAGACCCAUCUCGUAGAAGCAGGGAGCGCAACAUGAUUCCAGGAUAAUACGCAUGUACGCUCGGACCACGUGACAGUUAAUGCGGCAAUGUCGAAUGGCUGGUCCGAUGCACCAGAUAUGUUGGAAGGAGAGACAGGCGAAGCUAAUGCCGAUUAUCAAUGCCAGAGGAAUCCCACAGAGCAGACUCAACACUUUGUAACAAAAGUUCUUGGAGUGGGUGAACACCUUGGUAGAUGUUCUCCAAACCGGCUUCAAAGAAUACGUUCCUUCCGGUUCGCCGAAGACGUCGUCAAAUUCCACCUGAAAAAUUUCCACCCUUUUGUAAAAUGGCAACAGAAGCAGAAUAAAACUGUAUAUUGAUCGCCUUAU